AGGAGCGCAACGCGUGGUUUACAGUGAACCCCCGCCAGCAACGAGCCGAUUAGAAUCUUCUGUUUGGAAAGAAGGGGAAACACUCCAAGACUUGUCCUGAUUCCACAUAUACUGUGUACAUGAGGCGGGAGUCAGCGUAGCCUGCAGGAGGACGAGUACGCGUGGUGGGAGAUGUGCGGAAAAUGCGCAGCUGAAGUGUGGGGAGGACACACCGUGAGAGUUGAGCGUUCACGCUGACACAAGUUUCAUUUCCACGCGUCAGUUAGUCGGAGGAGCAGCGGGGAUGGCCCGGGGAGGAUUGUUUUGCUCCGGUUUGACGCGUCUUUGACUGUUGAUGCGUCCAUGUGGCUGAAAACACCGGGCUCGAAUAUCAGUUACCGGGUCCCGACCAAUCCCUGCGCGCUGUCAGAGCUCGAGAGGAGACGGCAGACCGGAGAGAGGCGGACAGACCGGGGAGAAUCCAGAGAGAAGCACACACCCAGUCAUCCAUCCAUCCAUCUAUCUAUCCAUCCAUCGUCUAUCCUCCGUCACCCCUCCCGGCCCGACACUCCGGCAUCUCCCUCCUUCCUCCCUCCUCCUCUUCCUCCUCCUCUCCUCCUGGUCCCUCUGACUGCAGCUGUUCGGGUUAACCGGGGAGGCAGGAUGCGCGAUGGGACAAGCGUGCGGACACGCGCUCCUCUGCCGUAGCCAGCCGCCGUCCUCUGAGAUACGUGGUCAGCAAGUGGUGUUUCUGCGUCCUGAGGAGAGUUCAGCUCCAGCCCUGACUACCAGACAGUCCACCACGUUGUCCGAACAACUCCAGGAUGCUUUGCUGCGGCUGGCGGCGGUUGUCGACGCACGUUCGCUGCGAGCGGCCCUUCGAGACAGCACACAGGAGCUGCUUCCCAGCACGGAGUGUGUAUGCGUCUACUUGCUGGAAGGAGACUCGAGGCUGCUUUCAGACGACCCGCCGCAUGAACUGCCACAGGAGGGAAAGAUCAGGAGCAUUGCAGACCAGCUGAAGCGAUGUCAGUGUGCUGGCCUUCCUCCAUCCGAACUGCCAGAGAAAUACAGAAUCUACAUCGCAGCACCGUUACCAGCCCACAGAAGAGCUGUUGUCGUUCCCAUCUUGGACCAGGACCAACACAAGGUCAUCGCUGUCUUACUGGUGGGCUGUAAUCCUCUAUCUGAUCAGGACGAACUGCACCUGAAUGUGCUGGAAAAACAUGCCUCAGUGGCGUGUGUGCGGGUUCAGGCUGUUCAGGCGUCCUACCAGAGGCCUCCUCUCAGCCCCUCCCCCUUACAGUCCCACAAUGCACUGCUGCACCUCAACGUCUCAGAGCAGGACUACUGCGAGCUGGACCGCAACAUUUUGCAACUUUGUGGUGAGCUCUAUGACCUUGAUGCAGCCUCUCUCCAGCUCAAAGUCAUCAAUUAUCUGCAGCAGCAAACUCACUCACAGUGCUGCUGUUUGCUUCUGGUGUCUGAGGACAACCACCAGCUUUUUUGCCAGGUAGUCGGGGACAAAGUCCUGGAGGAGGAGAUCAGUUUCCCGCUGAUGUUUGGACGUUUUGGUCAGGUUGUGGAGAAGAAGAAGUCAAUUACACUUCAGGAUAUUAGUGCUGAGGAGAAGAGGCAGCUGUCCAGUAUGCUGGGUUGUGAGAUCUCCUCCAUGCUGUGUGUCCCAGUAGUCAGCAGGGCCACUGGUCAGGUGGUGGCACUGGCAUGUGCCUUCAACAAACAGGGUGGACAGAGACACACAGAGGUCGAUGAACAUGCCAUCCAGCACUGCUUCUGCUACACUUCAACGGUCCUCACUUCAACUUUGGCCUUCCAGAAAGAACAGAAGCUCAAAGUGGAGUGCCAGGCGCUCUUACAAGUGGCCAAGAACCUCUUUACACACUUGGAUGAUGUGUCAGUGCUGUUACAGGAAAUUAUAGUGGAGGCCAGGAACCUCAGUGAUGCAGAGAUCUGUUCAGUGUUCCUGCUGGAUCGGGUCAGCCAUGAGCUGGUGGCGAAGGUGUUUGAUGGCGGUGUGGUGAGCGACGAGGAGAAGGAGUUUCGUAUUCCAGCUGAUCAGGGCAUCGCAGGUCACGUUGCCACCACUGGUCAGAUUUUAAACAUUAAAGACGCCUACUCCCAUCCUCUCUUCUACCGCGGUGUCGAUGACAGCACCGGCUUCAAGACUCGCAACAUCCUCUGCUUCCCCAUCAAAGAUGAGAACAACGAGGUGAUUGGCGUCGCCGAGCUGGUGAAUAAAAUGAAUGGGCCGUGGUUCAACCGCUUCGAUGAGGAUCUGGCCACAGCUUUCUCCAUCUACUGUGGUAUCAGCAUCGCCCACUCUCUGCUCUACAAGAGAGUCCACGAGGCUCAGUUCAGGUCCCACCUGGCUAAUGAAAUGAUGAUGUACCAUAUGAAGGUUUCAGAGGAAGAGGUGUCCAAGCUGCUGGUGCAGGGGAUCGAUCCGGUGCAGGAGAUUCACCCGUGCUUCGCAGAAUUCACGUACACGCCACGAUCCCUGCCUGAUGACACCACACCCAUGUGCAUCCUCAGCAUGUUUGAAGACAUGGGUUUCAUCAACACGUACAAGAUGGAAAUGCACACUCUGGCCAGGUUCUGUCUGAUGGUGAAGAAAGGCUACAGGGAUCCUCCGUACCACAACUGGAUGCACGCCUUCUCCGUCUCACACUUCUGCUACCUGCUCUAUAAAAACCUAGGGCUGUCCAACUACCUCGAGGAUAUAGAGAUUUUAGCUCUGUUUGUGUCCUGUAUGUGCCAUGACCUGGACCACCGUGGCACCAACAAUUCUUUCCAAGUCGCCUCGCAAUCUGUGCUGGCUGCUCUCUACAGCUCAGAGGGAUCUGUGAUGGAGAGGCAUCACUUUGCCCAGGCCAUCGCCAUUCUGAACACUCACGGCUGCAACAUCUUUGAGAAGUUCAACAGGAAGGACUACCAACGCAUGUUGGAUCUGAUGAGAGACAUAAUUCUGGCUACAGACCUUGCUCACCACCUGCGCAUUUUCAAGGAUUUACAGAAGAUGGCUGACAUUGGAUACAAUCCAAAAAACCGGACCCAUCGCUCCAUGCUGCUGUGCCUGCUGAUGACUUCGUGUGACCUGUCAGACCAAACCAAGGGCUGGAAAACCACACGGAAGAUCGCUGAGCUGAUUUAUAAAGAGUUCUUCUCUCAAGGAGAUCUGGAAAAAGCCAUGGGGAACAGGCCCAGUGAGAUGAUGGACAGAGAGAAAGCGUACAUCCCAGAACUGCAGAUCAGCUUCAUGGAACAUAUCGCCAUGCCCAUCUACAAGCUGCUGUCUGAACUGUUUCCUGGGGCCACCGAGCUUUACGAGAGAGUGGCAGCAAAUCGUGAGCAGUGGACCAAAGUGUCCCACAAGUUCACCAUCCGUGGGUUGCCAAGCAACAACAGCCUGGACUUCCUGGACCAGGAGUACGAGCUGCUGCAGUCCCAGGGGGCUUUCGGGAGCGAUGACCACUGCCUCAACGGUUGCCUUGACGACACAGAAGGAGGAAGGGGUCAGUGACAGCGGCGGGGCUGCUGACGGUUUCGUGAAGUUUUCUGUCUGUGGUCCAAUAAGAGGCUGAGGAUUCCUUUUCAGCGGCCCAAGAGGGACGGUUCUCUCUGCUGUCAAUCACUUAGAUGCUUAGCAGGCCGUGCAGAAGGGACGGGACAACGUUUCAAACUAACUGAAUCAGACGAGCGAUCUGAAACGAGGGGAUCCAUCUGAGCUGAUUAGAUGCUACAUGUGGCUUGUGUCUACAGCUGUGGAAAGCAGAAGGUGGUGACUUUAUCUUUUUCAGCAGCUAUUCUGGAAAAAUAGGUUUUUACCACUAGUCACAAGUUCACUCAUACAGUGCUGAUCCUGAUUACGAUUGUAAAAACACACACACACAUUGACACACAUGUACAUGCACAUGCUGUUUAGACACACAAGAUGGGGGGGGGGGGCAUUCAUUCUUAUGGCAAAGACUACUUCAACAUGUAACAGUAAGAUGAAGUGCUAUACUUUCUGUAAAAUGUUUCAUAAUAGCUUAUAUUGAUUUAAAAAGCUCAGCUUUGUUCAGACAAAAGCAGCUGCCAUAGCCCUCACCUGAUGCUUAUGAAUGCAUGCUGUACGGACACCUCAUGUAUUAUUCCUUUUAUCUGGGUCAGUGUUGAGUUUCUCCACAGCUAAGAAAUUAAUACAGUCCAUUUUUAUACCAUCACAACACGUUUUUGUAUUCAGCUCUUCAGAGUAUAUUUAAUUAAUUCAUGACCAUAAACUUGUACAGGGAGUUUUUCUUCAUUUGUUAAGAAAACAUUUUAACCCUCUUGUGUAUUGAGUCCCUUUCCCUCAUUGUGUUUGUUUUUGGGGGUUAAAAGGACAAUUUGACAAUCACUCAUCAAUUACAGUCACUGAUCCUGGACUCUACUCCAUGCAUACAGCAGUAAAAACGCUCCCUCUCUCCAUACUAAGAGCAUGUCACUACAUCAAGUAAGCAUUUACACCUCAAACAACAGCCACUCAUUUCCUAAAAUCCACUUUCAGUUUUUUCCUCUCAUCAUCCCUCACACUCCUCAGCACCUCUUUUUUUUUUUUUUUUUUUUUACUGAUUUUCUCAUAAACUCACUUAGAUAGAGAGCAACUGAAGCCCUUUAAAGGAUCCAUCUCAUUCGUUCGUGUAAAUGUGCCAGAUUAGAGCGUGUUAUAUGGAGUGUGUCAUAUGGAUCUGCCUUAUUGCGCAUCUUUGCUGCCUUUCUUAGAGCUUUUAAUAUAUGAAAAUUGAAAUAAAGAGUCUGUUUAGUAUGUAUGUUGUGUAUUUGUUAUAGACAUAGUAUGAGUACCAAUGUGUUGACUGAAUGAUCGCCAUGCUGAGAAGAUGUAUAUUUGUGAAAUAACUGUGUGAAGACCUCAGAUGUCAUGUCAUUUCACUUCUUUCUAUUUUAUCUGUACCUUUGGGUGUUAUAUACGCAGGCAUAAAAGCAUUUUGUUCAGUUCUCAGUGCACCCAAAACAUUCUUUUUUUUAAAGAAAAAAAAAAGGAACUCGAGAUGUAGCCAUCACAGAAAUGACCCGUUGAACAGUUCACUAUUUGCUGCACUCCAAAGGAAAUGUUUGGGAAAAUAGAGUAAAGUUCUCAGAUUGUGCCUCAUAGAAAACCUGACAUUUUUUGGGGAGGGGGGUCGUGGUGUAUUCUGUUACAAUACACUAUAUUCAGUUGUCCCUAACAAUGUUUAAACCAGGGAAUGCUGCAGAGUCAAGAUAACCGCAGAAUAGUUGAAAAGAGAAAAAUCUCUAAUGGACAUCACUGUAUGUAGGCUGCAUGUGGAGAGUCAGCGAGCGAAUGAGUGGAUGGACGAGUGGGUGUUUGGAUGAGAGAGAAAGCAGUGGAGGUAGCUGGUUGAGGAUCAGGAGAGAAAUGCUGGUGUAACAGGUCUUUACAAAGCUGGUAUUGACAGAAAUGAGGCUGAACCUUGUGUGAUCUGCUUGAAUUUCUUCUUCAUGUCUCUGUCCUUUUAUACAGCCCUAAUAAUGUUAGUGUCAGUGAAAGCAGAUGAAAGCUAAAAUAUUGCAAUCAUAGGAUUUAAAUGUAUAAUCUGUCUUUGAAAGGCUCUCACAAAGGUGCAUCGGUGAGGAAGGUUAAUUGGUUCGCAAAAGUGGUUUGAUGUAUGUGUUAUACCUACACUGGGAUGUGCAUUAGCUUGGCUGGAUGAAAGCGUUUGAUCUACCUUGGUCUGCUUCACGGACUGAAUAUUUUUACUAUAACAUUUUUAAAGAGGGCAUAGCUGUGUUUGUAGAAGAGCCACUCUCUCUUUCUCAAACUCACUCGUGGUUUUCCCAUUUCUAUUAUUUUCAGAACCACUGUUUCGUAUGUACCUGCCUUUUUUCAUGUGCAAUAUGAAGUGUCUGCCUCUGUGACAUUGCAUAGAUUCCUAUGUAAAUACCUAUGCCUCUUGUUAAAUUAUUGCUUUAGGUCUGAGUUGCCAAAGGCUUUUAAGUGUUAGAUCCUGAUGUUUCCAUUGAGAAAAAAAAAUAGUCAAUGGAGUGUGACAAUUUUAAUCCUAAAAUGCUUUUGAGAGUUCAGACCUAGGACAGUUUUCUAUGAUGAGUGUGUAUAUGUCCUUUUAUGUUCGUUCUAGCGAGUCAGGGCCCAAUGUGCCAAGCAAACGUUUUCUACUUCCUGGCCAAGCUGCAAAGUGAAAAACAGACGCAACUUAAAAUAUAUUUUGUUCUCUACUGUUGGAGUGAGGGCUGUGUUCAUAUUUUCUGAUACAUCAUGACGGCUUGUCCAUGAAGUAUGAACCCAAUCUAGUUCCCAUCAUCACAGAACAGCAGGACUACAGCCUGUGAUGUGACGUCACUGUAACGAUCACCCCUGACAUAAUUGUUGAAAGUGGCAAAAAUAUAAUUGCUGUAAAUAACAAAGUUUAAAAAAAAAAAUGUUUCUUGAUUGUCUGUCAUUAUUACAAUGGGAAGUAUUUCGAUUCUGUAAUGUAUUUAAAGUGGUUGCAUCCUGUUCUAUUUCUUUUUUUUUUUCCAGGCCAUUUUUGAACAACCCCAAGCUUUGACAGAGCAAUGAAAGACAACUAUAUGUGUAUUUAAGAUAUACAUAUGAUAUUCUACCACAAAUACAAACCCAGGCUAAUCUGAAAUGUAUAAAUGAUGCUUAUACUAAGGACUAAAUCCAGUCGUCUGUUAAUUAUUUGUUUUGAUGAGUUCUGAGUGCUGGUGGUCUUGUUCUCCUUCAGAUGUACUGAACAAGAGCAUUUUUGAGACAAAGGCAAAGUGAUAACAUUUUGAAUCUUUUUUUUUCUUUCUUGGAAUAAAUCUGGUGAAAGGCU
Molecule: messenger RNA, 6818 nt
Organism: Amphiprion ocellaris (clown anemonefish)
Lineage: Eukaryota; Metazoa; Chordata; Actinopteri; Pomacentridae
Gene: pde2a
Product: cGMP-dependent 3',5'-cyclic phosphodiesterase
Biological process (GO): regulation of mitochondrion organization; negative regulation of receptor guanylyl cyclase signaling pathway; positive regulation of gene expression
Cellular component (GO): cytosol; mitochondrial inner membrane; synaptic membrane
Molecular function (GO): 3',5'-cyclic-GMP phosphodiesterase activity; 3',5'-cyclic-AMP phosphodiesterase activity; 3',5'-cGMP-stimulated cyclic-nucleotide phosphodiesterase activity
Source: RefSeq, a predicted model, not a curated record